Messenger RNA from Otolemur garnettii (small-eared galago), 919 nucleotides. It is a transcript of the gene B2M, whose product is annotated as beta-2-microglobulin. Gene Ontology annotation, molecular function: MHC class II protein complex binding. NCBI's taxonomy places the organism in Eukaryota, Metazoa, Chordata, Mammalia, Primates, Galagidae. The transcript is spliced from 4 exons. Gene Ontology annotation, cellular component: MHC class II protein complex; MHC class I protein complex. Gene Ontology annotation, biological process: antigen processing and presentation of exogenous peptide antigen via MHC class II; peptide antigen assembly with MHC class II protein complex; immunoglobulin production involved in immunoglobulin-mediated immune response. Bases 40 to 399 code for a protein of 119 amino acids. The record is from RefSeq and is a predicted model, not a curated record.
CGGGGCUGACAGUACACCGCGGAGAGCGUCCUGGUCGCGAUGUCGCGCUCGGUGAUCUUCGCCCUGGUCGGGCUGCUCUGUCUGACUGGCCUGGAUGCUGUCCUGCGUGCUCCGAGGGUUCAGGUUUACUCUCGGCACCCACCAGAGAAUGGAAAGAUAAAUUUCCUGAAUUGCUAUGUGUCUGGAUUUCAUCCAUCUGACAUUGAUAUUACCAUGUUAAAGAAUGGAAAGAAGAUAGAAAAGGUGGAGCAGUCAGACUUGUCUUUCCACAAGGACUGGUCUUUCUAUGUGCUGACCCAGACCGAAUUCAUCCCCAAUGACAAGGACGUACUCUCCUGCCGAGUGAAUCAUACCGCUCUCAAGGAACCGCUUUUUGUUAAGUGGGAUCGAGACCUCUAAUCAGCAUCAUGGAGGUUUGAAAAUGCCUGAUUUGGACAAGACUAAUUUCAAAUACUGAGCUUUUUUUCUUGUUAAUAUUGGAUAUGCUUGUUUACUUCAUGCACAAAAUUUAGGAAGUUAUGAUGUCUUCUUUAUAAUUCUAUGUUGUGCAGGCCCAGGCCAAACACUAAACCUCUGGGUGAGCUCAAACCCUCUGGUUUUAGGGUAAGGACUGGCAACUUAGGUGGGAAGGAAAGAAUUUUCAUGUUCAACAUCAAUAGCUUGGUCAAAUUGGAACUCUGCAAACUUCUCUGCACAAAAACUGGAUAGUAACAGUUAUUUCUGUUCAAGUUAACCCCAGUCCGCACGCUUUGCUUUUUAGAAAUAUAGAAAAUAAUGAUAUUCAACUGCUGGAAAUAUUGGAAGGAUAUUGGAAUGUUUUAUAAUGGAUUUUCUCAUAUAAAAUUCAUAUUUACGUCUGUUAAAAUGAGACAUGAUUGACAGAUUUUGUGUUAUUAAUUAAAACAAUGGGAAAACUUUA